GCUAAAAAGAGGGAAUUGAUAUAAUCAUAAUAUUGAAACUGUACAAGCUGUACUGUGGAGAAGUGGAUCAGUCAGCUUCUCACACGUGUUUUGUCGUGUUUUUACUGCGGCAGAAACGUGGAGCCUGAUGCUUCGUAAAUAGAGGUAGAGUUAGUAAAAUUCUCAGUUACUCGUAUUAAUCGCUACUUACCAACACCGUCUUUCUCUGUAGCCGUUAGUCUUCACUUGCCACUAUGAAGUACAUCCUGGUUACUGGUGGUGUCAUAUCUGGUAUUGGUAAGGGGAUCAUUGCCAGCAGCUUGGGAACAAUCCUCAAGUCCUGCGGACUUCACGUCACAGCCAUCAAAAUCGAUCCUUAUAUCAAUAUUGAUGCAGGCACCUUUUCACCUUAUGAACAUGGUGAAGUUUUUGUUCUUGAUGACGGUGGGGAGGUGGAUCUGGACUUGGGGAACUAUGAGCGUUUCCUGGACAUCCGUCUUACCAGAGACAACAACCUCACUACUGGAAAGAUCUACCAGUCGGUCAUCAACAAGGAGAGGAGGGGAGAUUACCUGGGCAAGACUGUACAGGUGGUACCCCACAUCACAGAUGCCAUCCAGGAGCGAGUAAUGAAGCAGGCCAGGAUCUCAGUAGAUGAUGAUGGUGUGGAGCCUCAAGUUUGUGUCAUAGAGCUGGGAGGCACAGUGGGGGACAUUGAAAGCAUGCCCUUCAUUGAGGCCUUCAGACAGUUCCAGUUCAAGGUGAAGAGAGAGAACUUUUGCAACAUCCAUGUCAGCCUGAUACCACAGCCCAAUACCACAGGAGAGCAGAAAACCAAACCGACCCAGAACAGUGUCCGAGAGCUCAGAGGGCUAGGCUUGUCUCCAGAUUUGAUUAUGUGCCGCUGUUCAACGCCCCUAGAAACGGCUGUCAAGGAGAAGAUCUCCAUGUUUUGUCAUGUGGAGCCCACACAGGUGAUCUGUGUCCAAGAUGUCUCCUCAGUGUACAAAGUGCCCCUGCUGCUGGAGGACCAGGGUGUUGUGAGCUACUUGUAUCAGCGGCUGAACCUGCCUAUCGAGAUGAGGCCUAGGAAGAUGCUCACAAAGUGGAAGAAGAUGGCUGACAGAUCUGACCGUCUCUUAGAGCAUGUUUCCAUAGCCCUGGUGGGGAAAUACACAAAGUUGGCCGACUCCUACACCUCUGUUAUCAAGGCCCUAGAGCACUCAGCCCUCGCCAUUAAUCACAAACUAGAGGUCAAGUACAUAGACUCUGCAGACCUGGAGACUACCACUCUGCAAGAUGAACCAGUGAAAUAUCAUGAGGCCUGGCAAAAACUCUGCAGUUCUCAUGGUGUGUUGGUACCAGGAGGUUUUGGUGUGAGAGGGACGGAAGGCAAGAUGCUGGCUAUUAACUGGGCGAGGAAACAGAAUAAGCCAUUGCUGGGGGUAUGUUUGGGCAUGCAGCUGGCAGUGUGUGAGUUUGCCCGCAAUGUUCUCGGAUGGGAAGAUGCCAACUCCACAGAAUUUAAUCCAGAAUCAAAAUACCCCGUGGUGAUUGACAUGCCAGAGCACAACCAAGGACAGAUGGGUGGGACUAUGAGGCUGGGGAAGAGGCGGACCAUUUUCAAAUCCAACACCAGUGUACUGAGAAAACUGUACGGAGAUGUGGAAUAUGUUGACGAGAGGCACAGACACAGAUUUGAGGUGAACCCUGAGCUGAAGCACCACUUUGAGAAAAAGGGUCUUCAGUUUGUCGGCCAGGAUGUGGAAGGAGAGAGAAUGGAGGUCAUUGAAUUAGAGGAUCAUUGUUACUUUGUUGGAGUGCAGUACCAUCCAGAGUUCACCUCGAGGCCCAUCAAACCUUCUCCUCCAUACUUUGGCCUCCUGCUGGCUGCUGCAGGAAAACUCCAGAGCUACCUCACCAAGGGCUGUCGCCUUUCUCCACGGGACACUUACAGCGGCAGCAGCGGCAGCAGCUCUCCCGAAGUGGACAUCACUGAGCUGAAGUUCCCCUCUUUGUCCUGAGACUAAAGCACACGUAGUUGGGUUUGUCACUCAUGCAGAUAAAUGCAAGGCCCAGAAAAAAGCUGGUCUGCCCUCAACUGACACUGCAAAACCAUUUUUAUUAAACUGUUUUUAUGCUCUGAUUGGUGCAAUAUGUUAAUCAUGUAUACUCUAAAUAUAUUAUGCCUUCAGUGAGUUUUAUAAAGGUAAAGGGAUGUCUUGCUGUUAGCUCCAUGGGGCUUUAGAGGUGCUGCAGUCAGCAAAAGCUGGAAUAAAGGUUUAUGGGGGAAUUGUAAGAAAAGAUUUGGACAUUGUGGAAUACCUGUACAGAAAAACCUUUGUUGAAAUAGAAUAGGGUAAGACAUCAGCCAUCAGUAUACCGUAUGUUUUGUGUGUGUGUGUGUGUGUGUGUGUGUGUGUGUGUGUGUAACAAUACUAACCUACUAUUUCUAUUUUGAAGUCUUAAGAAUAGCUUUGCUAAAGCAACUGUUAAGUCCAGCUUGUUAGAGGCAUUAUUGUACACUUGACACUGAAACCUUGUCAACCUUGUCCUAUUUAAAUCCUCACAGAUUUUAAUGCUAAGCUUUCAAUUUCUUCUACCAGCUGAUUUCUUAUAUUCUUAUUUAACUGUUGCUCAGAGGUACCUUUGUCUCUUUCUGCCUGCCUGUCUGUCUGUCUCUUUCAAUUGUCAGUCUGGUUGAAACAUUGUACAGUGUUUUGUUCUCCAUGUACAAACCAUUACUUUUUUUGCAAACCCUUCAUACAAAAUAACAUCUAUUUGUAAAGAGGACUUUCUACAACCUAAAAGCAUGAAAGACCAUUCAAAAAUAUACAGUAUUCGUCUCAGCCACCUGACUGUACCGAAUCGAGCUUUUGUGGCAGGUGACUCCAAACUCCAACGGUAGUGUAUAUCGUAUAUUGCGGCAUAGCCUAAAAAUAUAGAAAUAUUAUUUAUAAGCCAUAUCCCCCAGCCCUACCAUAUGUGCAAUGUCUUGCAACGUUAAGAUCAUGAUGCUUGGGCAAAAUUGUGAGGAGAUGGAUAGUGUAUUUUGCAGUUAGGUAUAGAAACUUCUGACUAGCUCAGAAUAAGCAGAUCAGUCUGCAGGAAGCACAGUAACAGUGACAAAGGGUUAGGGUGCAAUCGGGUCUCCUGUUGGAGCAGCCAUCCUGCAAAUCAAUCCAAUCCAAUGUAGGAAAACACUGAUAAGAAGCAUGACUUUGUACAGUUGUUUACAAAAUGUUGCUUUGUAUCAUGACAAUGAGACAUAUCAUUGAGACAUAUCAUUGAUACAUGUACCUCUUUGAAAUGUUUAUUGUGUGUUACAGUUUUAUUAUGUGUAAUUAUUUUAUGUAUUUAAUGUAUUACUCCUUUUAGGUUUAAUACCAGGUUACAUAUAACAAUCAUUCAGGGUUACUACAAAAAAGUGUGUAAACUAUAUGCCUUUCUGGUUUCAAAUAAUCUUGCACUGUAUUACAUAGUGUACAUGCAAAUCUGUACGAGAUUAAACUGGACCACAAAGUUG
Siniperca chuatsi (mandarin fish) is the source of this 3505-nucleotide messenger RNA. Its product is annotated as CTP synthase 1-like. NCBI's taxonomy places the organism in Eukaryota, Metazoa, Chordata, Actinopteri, Centrarchiformes, Sinipercidae. The transcript has 18 exons. The coding region runs from base 234 to 2003 and encodes 589 amino acids. The record is from RefSeq and is a predicted model, not a curated record. Gene Ontology annotation, biological process: CTP biosynthetic process; pyrimidine nucleobase biosynthetic process. Gene Ontology annotation, molecular function: CTP synthase activity; identical protein binding. Gene Ontology annotation, cellular component: cytoplasm; cytoophidium.